Molecule: messenger RNA, 4946 nt
Organism: Linum trigynum
Lineage: Eukaryota; Viridiplantae; Streptophyta; Magnoliopsida; Malpighiales; Linaceae
Source: the annotation of a GenBank genome assembly
GUCAUUGGUGCAAAUAUUGCACAUCGGAUUGCAGUAUUGAAUGUGUAGAAGCGAUGCAAAAAUCUUGACAUAGACUUAAAUAAUAUAACUACCAUAAAGCAACAAUAUUUUUGAACAUAAAAGUUUUGAUUGAAUAGGGGGCACAUGUGUCUUUACAAGAUGGUUAAAUAUGGAAAGGUUGAGUGAUGCUGGUUUGUCGAAUGCGGAUUGAAAAGACGCAACUAAUGUAAAUGGGUCUAAAUGGUGUCCCGGCCUACUAAACGUUCAACCAUCGCCGUCUCUCCAAACCUUCCCACCGGACUCGACAACCGCCUGACCUCCUCAACCUAUAUUGUUACGCAAAGCAAUUUUCGGAGGGAUAAAUAUGGAAAGUUUGAGUGUUCUUGGAGAGCUGUCUGGUGGAUUGUUUAGCUUCUUUGACAGUAAUGAGUGAUCUCUUAACAUCAGUUCAUUUGGUUGAUCUUCUAGGUUGAUCUUCUAGGUUGACUUUUGAGUUGAUUAAAGAUAUACAGUGUCCCGGGCUCUCGGCCUACUAAACGCUCAACCAUUGUCGUCUCUCCAAACCUUUAAAUCGGACUCGACAACCGCCUAACCUUCUCCACCUAUACUGUUAUGCAAAGCAAUUUUCGGAGGGGUAAAUAUCGAAAGGUUGAGUCUUCUUGCUUGGAGAGCUGAAUGAUGGGUUAUUUAGUUUCUUUGAGAGCAAAGUGUGAUCUCUUAACAUCAGUUCAUAUGGCUGAUCUUCUACGUUGACUUUUGAGAUGAUUAAAGAUAAAUAGCUAUAAUUUUUGUUGCUUUUGUUAUGAUACCCCUGUUUAGUACCAUCAUUUUUCCGAUUUGAAAUGUUUUUGUGGUUAGUUUUAGUAAACAAUGACUAUUCUGAUUAGUGUUAACAUAGAGAAUAGCUUCAAUCAUAACACUUUUACACAAAAUUUAUAUGUAAGAGUUGAGAUCAUUUCCAAAUUAAACUAUUCAAGUUAUAAUGCUAAUCUUCAACAUAUAAAACAUGGUUUCUUUUGAGUGGAAUAACCUCAUGAUUGCAUAUAAGUAUUUACAAUAUGAUGUUUUGUGACAGUGUCACUUGCUUCCAGAUUUAAAAGUGGUGUUCUAAUUACUACAAUAUAAAAAUACGAGUGAUAACCAUAAUUGGAGCAGAUAGAAGAUGGUUUGAUAUCAUUCUCUCUGCAAGGAAUAAAUACAUUAUGAGAAUAUGUUGUCAUGGGAAGGACAAACCGAACUCUUUGUGUUUUUAGUAUAGCAUGUUGAGAAUAUUAUUGAAGGGAUUUUUGCUCCUCAAAGCCGGGUGCCAAGUAAGCUCUCUCCUUAAUCAUUAUAUUUUUCUUAAUUUGCAGAUGCACACCCUCAUAGGAAACAUGUACGGAAUUGUAAUUUGGGUGCUUCAUUAGUGUUGUUUCCAUAAGAUUGUAUUAUAUGAGGUGGUUGUUCUAGAAUUGUGAAUCAUGAUUUUAUCUCCUCUAAGAAAUUGUCAAGUGAAGCUAUAAAAGAGGUCAACUUGAGCUUCCUAUUUAAUUUAGAUGGUAAGAGAGCAAUGACUUACAUCAAAUUGAUUGGGGGUUGACAAUGUAUGGGAAACGGUUUAGCCUUCUUCAGCGCAUCACAAGAUCCUUAUAGUAUCUCAACCAAAGCAAUUUUCGUUUUCAUGCAUGAUAUUGAUACAAGUUUCUUACCUAGAAGAGAACCCCAACAAGUUAGCUCUUGGAGUUGUGAUGCGAAAAUGGGUGAGACAAAAAUGGUUUAUACAAAAGGUCAUACAAUGAUCGUAUAAAAUACGUGGGUAGAGAUAGUCAUCAAUCUCAUUUUAUUGCAGAAGCCACCGAGGAGAAGAGAGGAAUCGCCAUUGGUACUCUAAAUUUUACAAGACUAUUAUAAUGAUCAUUUCUUUCAUUUCAUGUAAAUUUGUAUUACGACUGAAAUGAUAUUAUCCCAAGCCAUAAAUUGCAGCAAGGAAUGGUAGUUUGAAUUAAUAUGCAAUGAUGCAAAAUGUCAUGUAGCUUCCACGAAAAAGGAGUAAGAGUGGACCAAUAAGUGUGUUUGCUGUAGAGAAGGAUAAGAAUCGUAAUAAUGGGGAGGUAUAUUGACAGAAGUUAUUAUCUGUUGGUGCUUCCAGACAUAUAUUGCUUGCCUGUUUCUUUUGUUUGUAUAUGACAUUUCUAAAGCAGAUUGCAUGCUUUGUAUUUCUUUUUUUUUUUUUGUCAUUUUAAUUAACAAAACUAUUUAUCAGAAAAAAAUUGACCGACGCAUUCCAUCGAGUUGAUUUAGACAUUGCUGGUUUUUGUUUUCUCAGCCAGAAAUUCAUCGCAUUUUGUAUCACUGUGGUUUUUGGUCUAAGGGCAAUCUAUAUUGGAUUUUUCUUAUGAAAUCUCUUGGUGACUUCCAUUUUUACCAUCGAUAGUUGGAGUCAGGUAAACAUUCCUUUAGUUUUUUCAUGUUCACUCUAGGUGCAUCAUGGUGCAUGGCAAUAGUGGCUAUAUUGAAGGCUAAUGGCUUGGUUUGGAUUGUCUAUUAUAGUGUUUAUGUUUUACUGUUUCUUUUGUAAUGCAAUGGAAUAAUGACUUUCCAUCAUAUUAUUAUGGUAUUGUUGACCUACCUCCUGUCAUCGCCACAUACAUGUUAACGAGUAACAUCAGUUACAAUCAAAAAGUCAAUUUCCGAGACUACAUCCGGCCAAGGGCCGGGCAAUGAGCUAGUAAAUAUAAUAUAACCCGAUUUUUAUCCUGUGAAUUUGAUAAAUACUUGACAAAAAUUAAUCCUAAAUUUAUAUUUCAACCGGUCGGUUUAAACUUGAAAAAGCAAUCCCUCUUUACUUCAUCGGGCCUUUAAGUAUACUUAGCCGGCCGAGGCCCAGCUCCAUCAUCCACUGCUGUUUCACACUAAGGCCCAAUUAAUUCACAGCAAACAGACCCAAACAUCCCGUAGGCGGGCUUUCGAACCAUAUUGCCAAGUCAUGCGAGCCGGGCCACACCAAUUAAACUGAUUGGACUUUCACUUCGCCCAACGGGAAAAAAGAUAACAGGGGAAAAAAAAAAUUCUCAUCUUCCGUACUUCUGAAUUUUCCUCGGUUGCUUUCGUCGCAGGCUCCCCAAUUCCCUCGUUGCGGAUCUGUCUCUCGAUCUGGUUGUCACUGAACAGUAUCUCCUCCAUUUCUCCAUUUUCGUUCCCGUUGUACUGUUCUCUGCUCUCUCUUUCCGGUGAAACCCUGCAAUGUCGACGAACGAAGAUCCUGAAUUUCAAGAUGCGAUAGAACCUCCCCCGGCUCCGGCUCCGGCUACAGAAUCUACAUCAACAGAGAAACAGGAAUCUUCACCGGAGAAUGUGCAGGUUUCGGUUGGGGAGCCAGAAUCCGAGGCUCUAGCGAAUCGAGAAUCUGAACCGGGGACAGAAGUGACAGAGGCCGAGUAUGAACCUGAGCCAGCACCAGCUCCAGUUCCACCAGCAAUGGCCGAUUCGGAUUCCAAGGUUGACGAGGAGAAGGAGUCAAAAGAAGCUGCAAUUCAUUCCAAUGGAGAUGCAGAAGCUCAGUCAAACGACCGAGCUCAGAUGAGAAAAGACGAAGGGAACCGGACGUUUACGAUGAGAGAACUGCUCACUGAGUUGAAAACCGAGGAAGGAGAAGAUGCUGGCUCCCCUUACAGUCAAGAAACCCCACAACAACAUGCAGCAGAGCAGACCAAUGCUGCCAUGGAGUUGAUAAAUAGUAUCACUGGUGUCGACGAGGAGGGUCGGUCGCGUCAAAGAAUUCUGACGUUUGCUGCAAAAAGGUAUGCCACUGCGAUUGAGAGAAACCCGGAUGACUAUGAUGCUCUCUACAAUUGGGCUUUGGUUCUUCAGGAAAGUGCUGACAAUGUUAACCCAGAAUCAACCUCACCUUCAAAAGAUGCUUUGCUUGAGGAAGCUUGCAGAAAGUAUGACGAGGCUACACGUCUUUGCCCGACACUUCAUGAUGCUUUCUACAAUUGGGCUAUAGCAAUUUCUGAUCGAGCAAAAAUGCGUGGCCGUACAAAGGAGGCUGAAGAACUCUGGAAGCAGGCAACAACAAACUAUGAAAAAGCUGUUCAACUUAAUUGGAAUAGUCCACAGGCGCUUAACAAUUGGGGACUUGCUCUACAGGAGCUCAGUGCAAUUGUUCCAGCUCGCGAAAAGCAGACAAUUGUGAAAACAGCAAUCAGUAAGUUCCGAGCUGCAAUAAGGCUGCAAUUUGAUUUUCAUCGAGCAAUCUACAAUCUUGGGACUGUUCUGUAUGGACUUGCAGAGGACAUGAUGAGGGCUGGUGCAGGAACGAAUCCUAAGGACAUUUCCCAUAAUGAGUUGUACAGCCAAUCUGCUAUAUACAUUGCAGCUGCACAUGCGUUGAAGCCAAAUUACUCUGUAUACAGCAGUGCUUUGCGGCUUGUCCGUUCCAUGUUACCACUGCCAUACCUUAAAGUUGGAUAUCUCACUGCCCCGCCAGCCGGACGACCCAUUGCACCUCAUAGUGAUUGGAAAAGGUCACAGUUCGUUUUGAAUCAUGAAGGACUUCAGCAGUAUAACAAACCGGAUCUAAAGCAAUCGCCACAAAGCCUGUCCCGGAGACCCGCAGAUGUUAUCAAUGGUAAAAAUGCUGUCAAAGUUGAAGUUCCAGAUAUUACUUCAGUGUCAGCAUGUGCGGAUUUGACGUUGCCACCAGGCCCCGCCCUUUGUGUUGAUACAAUUCACGGACCUGUUUACUUGAUUGCCGACUCAUGGGAGUACUUGGAUGGAUGGCUUGAUGCAAUUCGUCUCGUCUACACGAUCUAUGCACGAGGUAAGAGUGAUGUUCUAGCUUCCAUCGUAACCAGCUGAUCUAGGAAGUUCUCUUGCGUCCACCAAAAUCAUAGAACAUCAUUGUGAAAUUAUAGCUUCGUGCAUCUCAAUUCGAACUAGUGGAAUAACAAAAUUUGUAUAUUGUA